This is a messenger RNA of Chrysochloris asiatica (Cape golden mole), 396 nucleotides long. It is a transcript of the gene INSL3, whose product is annotated as insulin-like 3 (Leydig cell). NCBI's taxonomy places the organism in Eukaryota, Metazoa, Chordata, Mammalia, Afrosoricida, Chrysochloridae. The transcript has 2 exons. Gene Ontology annotation, molecular function: G protein-coupled receptor binding. The record is from RefSeq and is a predicted model, not a curated record. The coding region runs from base 1 to 396 and encodes 131 amino acids. Gene Ontology annotation, biological process: adenylate cyclase-inhibiting G protein-coupled receptor signaling pathway.
AUGGACCCCUACCUACCUGCCUGGGCAUUGGUGCUGCUGGGCCCAGCGCUGCUCCUGCCAGGGGAUCCUGAGCCACCACCAGAGCAGCUGUGCGGCGUCGACUUCGUGCGCAUGCUGGUGCGAGUGUGUGGGGGCCCCCCCCCCCCGCGCUGGUCCUCGGGAGCCAGGCAGUCAGUGACCCGUGGUGACCGUGAGCUGCUGAAAUGGCUGGAGGGACAUCUCCUUCAAGGGUUGAUGGCCGAUGGGGAACUCAUGCUGGCACCUGGCCCACAGACCCUGCCCCAGGCCUCUCUCCAUCAUCAUCGACACCGGAGGGCCACAGCCAACAACCCUGCCCACCGAUACUGCCUCAGUGGUUGCGCUCAACAAAACCUUCCAGCACUCUGCCCCCACUGA